This is a messenger RNA of Micropterus salmoides (largemouth bass), 2104 nucleotides long. RefSeq names its product BCL2 apoptosis regulator b (gene bcl2b). Lineage: Eukaryota; Metazoa; Chordata; Actinopteri; Centrarchiformes; Centrarchidae. The transcript is spliced from 2 exons. Gene Ontology annotation, molecular function: protein heterodimerization activity; protein homodimerization activity. The record is from RefSeq and is a predicted model, not a curated record. Gene Ontology annotation, biological process: negative regulation of intrinsic apoptotic signaling pathway; intrinsic apoptotic signaling pathway in response to DNA damage; extrinsic apoptotic signaling pathway in absence of ligand. Bases 556 to 1242 code for a protein of 228 amino acids. Gene Ontology annotation, cellular component: mitochondrial outer membrane.
GGUGGGCAGGGAGCUGCUAAGGAGGAUAUGAGGAGCAAUCGUGGAAGAGUACUCAGUCCGACCUUGUCUGGCUCACGGUCCCGCGCCUUGUUGUGCGUAAACGCCGCUAAAAUAGUUGGCGGCGUUCAAAGCCCCUUCAGGCGCGUACAACUUUGGACUUGAUUCAUGUUUUUAUUUGCAACACAUCCACGUCUGGGUGAUGUGCACAGGAAUAGAUCAACACUACUCCAAACCUCUUCCGCAUAUUGGAUUACUGUGCAAAGAGAAGGUCGCCAAUGUCCCUCCAAGGAUUCUGGAAAUGAGGACUGCUGCUGACACGGAUUCGGUAUUUUUCGACUUUUGAAACGUUUGUCUGCGCAGUUUUAAUCAAGGGCUUUUCUUCAACUCACGAAGCAUUUUCUCCCUGCGCGGGACUGCUCGUUGAAUUGCUUAUAUUUGAAUAUAAUCGAGUUUUGGAUGAACCCUGUGCUGUGCGUUUUGCAGUGCGCACAUUCGAUCAUAAUGCAUGUUAUUUAGGACAGAAUCUGUCUAUAUAAAGUGCCAAAUUCAGCCGAAAUGGCCAACGAGUGUAAUCGCAACAUUGUGGAAAAGUACAUCUGCCAUAAACUCUCCAAACAGGGCUACGUGUGGGGAUUUGACGAUGUCCGGGAUGAAGAUGCUGCUAAUAAUGGGUCAAUAGCUGCCCCUCCACCGACUUUGGUCCGCCGGUGCCGUGAAGACAGUACCGGGCCUGACAGCGAGAGCAUCGCCCACCUCUGCAAACGGCUCCCCCAGUCCGACCCGCACGCCGCCAUCCACAGAGUCCUGCGCGAGGCUGGAGAUGAACUUGAAAGACUAUACCAGCCGGACUUCACGGAGAUGUCGCGGCAGCUGUAUCUCACCUCCACCACGGCGCAGAGAAGGUUUGCUGAGGUGAUAGACGAACUGUUCCGGGACGGAGUGAACUGGGGCCGGAUUAUCGCUUUCUUCGAGUUCGGGGGCACGGUGUGCGUGGAGUGCGUGGCGAAGGAGGGGAUGACCCCACAGGUGGACAACAUCGCGGAGUGGAUGACAGAGUACUUAAACGGACCUCUGAACAGCUGGAUACAAGAUAACGGGGGAUGGGAUGCCUUUGUGGAGCUGUAUGACAGACAGAGGGACUCCAUCUUCAGUUGCUCCUGGCCCUCCAUUAAGACGGUUUUCGGUCUGGCUGCACUCGGGGCAGCUAGCCUCACCAUCGGAGCAUACCUAACACAGAAGUGAACAAGCCCUCUUUCUACCAGCGUGACUUUCUUUCUCAUCCUCCUCCUCCUCUUCCUCGUGCCUCUCCUUUUUCCUUUUAAAGGCGCCCCUGACCCCUCAGAGACAACCUGCAGACUCUUCCGAAUCUGGCUCUCUUCAAAGCCCUCUCUCAGAAAACUCCCUCUUCUUCACCCCUCCACGUCAAAACAGACACACAUCAAAACAACUAAAGCAACCCCGAUGCACAGCCCAUACGGAGCAAAGGACGUCUUGAAAAGAGGCAGCUUAGAUGUAAUCACACUAAGCUGAGUGCAGCUGAGGAGAAAAGAGGAUUUUAUUUUGUUCUGCCUGCUUCUGUACUAGUUAUAGCAUGAAUGUUGAGUGUUAGUGUAGACGUUGCAUGUGUCAGAGCUCAUGCGGGACCUCUAUUUGGAGGCCUUGAUGAUAGGGGUGCAGGGACAAUGAUGCCCCACACUGGAGAGGCCGCAGCCCCGCCCCUGCUUGUUAGGGUGAACAACCCCGUUUGAACUGUGGACUCCAGUUACCCCCCUGAAGCCGUCCUUCAAAGGACUUCCUCCACAGAACAGCUGCUCAGAAUGUAUAAUGGAAACAGCUUGCUACAACCAGCGAGUUGUGUGUCUACUGCUUUCACUCCUCAGACAGCUCCAGUGAACUCUGAACACAGUGCACCAUUAUACCCUCCCUGGCCUUUAGUAUGUAGAGGAAGGGCCAGUGGAAGACUGAGUUGUGCCGAUCUUUCUUUUGCAGAGAUUUUUGAAAGCGAUUUAAUUUUUGCAGCACGCCAAACCCCAAAUUGUGAAAUUUUACCGCAGAAAAAGAGGAGAAUGGAAUUCUUUUUUUCAAGGAGUGAAAGACAUGCCAG